Molecule: messenger RNA, 3521 nt
Organism: Nerophis ophidion (straightnose pipefish)
Lineage: Eukaryota; Metazoa; Chordata; Actinopteri; Syngnathiformes; Syngnathidae
Product: hydroperoxide isomerase ALOXE3-like
Exons: 10
Coding region: 1-1635 (544 amino acids)
Biological process (GO): linoleic acid metabolic process; lipid oxidation
Molecular function (GO): protein binding; iron ion binding; oxidoreductase activity, acting on single donors with incorporation of molecular oxygen, incorporation of two atoms of oxygen
Source: RefSeq, a predicted model, not a curated record
AUGGUGGAGUACAAGUUUGAUGCAACGACCGGAGAACAGGUCGGUGCGGGAACAUGGGACCACAUCCUUAUCACCUUGUUUGGAACGGAAGGCCAAAGCGAGACAAUGGAGUUGAACAACUGGGGUGUUGACUUCAUAACGGGCACAACUGGGACCUACACUGUAAAAACCAGUGCAUCACUGGGGAAGCUACUGCUGGUCAAAGUAGAGAAAGAUCCUAAAUUCCUCCUCCCUGACGACGAUUGGUACUGCUCCAAAAUAGUGGUCACCACCCCAGAGAGAGAGGUGCUUCUUUUUCCAUGUUACCAAUGGCUGUCCAAUAAAGAAGUAGUGGAACUGAGGGGAGGAAGAGCUAUGAAGGUUUUUGAAGAUGACCACCCGUUGCUGAUUGAACAUCGAAAAAAGGAGCUGGCAUCUAAAAAGAACUUGUUCCGAUGGGCAGUAUUUAAGGAAGGACUCCCUUACCACGCUGAUUUCAAUGCAACAAAUGUCCCGGCUGAAACCCGUAUGUCAGUGUCCAGGAUGGUUCAAUCGAAGAUGUCUGUCGUGAUGGGAGCCGCAGAACUCAACCUGAAGGGGAUGCUUGACUCGGAGGAAAGUUGGGAGAAGAUUGACCAAUUGAAACAAAUCUUCUGGAACAGAAAUACCAAAAUAUCAGAGUGGGUUAGCGAACACUGGAAGGAAGAUGACUUCUACGGGUCCCAGUUUCUGAACGGAAUUAACCCCAAUAUGAUCAAACGUUGCUCUUCACUUCCUCCAAAUUUGCCAGUCAGAGAGGAAAUGGUGAAAGCGUUCCUGGAGGAAGGCAGCAGUCUGGACAAUGAAAUCAAGAAAGGCAAUAUAUUCCUGUAUGACCAGAAAAUCUUGAGUGGAAUACCAGGGAGGAUGUACAAUGGUGUGAGUCUGCAAGUGUCUGCUGGACUCUGUCUGUUGUACCUGAACCCUGAGAAAAAACUAAAGCCCAUUGCAAUACAGCUACAACAACAACCCUCGGAGGAGAACCCCAUUUUUCUGCCGAGCGACUCGGAGACGGACUGGCUUCUCGCCAAGAUGUUCAUUAAACAAGCAGACAUUUUGUAUCAUCAGGCAGGCUGCCACUUUAAGGACACUCACUUUCUCUCAGAGUCCUGGUAUACGAGCCUUAUCCGCAACUUCCCUGUGAUUCAUCCCAUUUACAAGUUUGACUACCAGGCCUUCAUCCCCAAUGGCGCCAUCCUUCUACGCAAGCCACCUCCGACUGUCAAAGGCCAGUCGAGUAUGAAGACCAUUCUGGAAACGCUGCCAAACAUUGGCGAGUCGGUCAAGAUAGCGAACCUCGUCUAUGUCCUCACGAAAAAAUACUCAGAUUUCGUGGCACUGGGUUCAUACCCUGAGGAACUGUUUCAAGAUCCGGAAAUCCAACAGAUGGUCAGAGAGUUUCAAGCACAUUUGUCCAAACUUAGUGAAGACAUCAAUGCUAGAAACGCACAGCUUGAAGUGCCGUACGAAUAUUUGAACCCUAAUCGAGUGGAGAACGCUAUCACUCAGAAAAUAGGAAUUUCUUUCAGGACGACAUGUUUUUCACUCACAAUGAAGCACGUUAGAAGAAUCUAUAAUAUUGGUCAUUUUAUUAAAUUAGACAAUAACAUAAUGUAGUAGCAUUAAUAACUGCAGGAAUAUUCAAAUGGAUUUUUCUGGGGGCAACAUUUUCAGAAAGUUUAGGACAGGAGGGGUGGACUUCUUCCUUCUCAAGUAAUCUUAUUUUGUCUAUAAUUUCUAAAAAAAAACAGCUAAUGUAGUCCUGAUAUAAAUAGAUAAAUUAUGAUAACAUUUUAAUUAAGGACAGCACGGUGAAACAGGGGUUUGAGCGUGUGCCUCACCAUAAGAAGGUCCUGGGUUCAAUCCCGGGCUCGGGAUCUUUCUGCGUGGAGUUUGCAUGUUCUCCCCGUGACUGCGUGGGUUCCCUCCGGGUACUCCGGCUUCCUCCCACCUCCAAAAACAUGCACCUGGGGAUAGAUUGAUUGGCAACACUAAAUUAGGCCCUCGUGUGUGAAUGUGAGUGUGAAUGUUGUCCGUCUAUCUAUGUUGGCCCUGCGAUGAGUUGGCGACUUGUCCAGGGUGUACAAGGCCUUCCGCCCUAGUGCAGCUGGGAUAAGCUACUGCACCCCCCGCGACUCCGAAAGGAACAAGCGGUAGAAAAUGGAUAGAUGGUUGGAUGGAUGUUAAUUAAGGGGCUAGUGGGUGUAUAAUAGCAGCUAAAAUGCUUUUAAUACAACAUAAUUCACAUGUGCUUCUUAUAAUUACAAAACCUAGCCACCUUUUGCUAGAUCUCUGCUUUAGUUUGAAUUAAAACCCAGGUCACCCUUGUUUAACCUUUUUAAUGAACACCUUUGACAUCCUAAAGCAGGGGUGUCACACUUGUUUUAUUGAGGGCCACAUCGCAGUAAUGACUGCAUUCAGAAGGCCACUUUUUUAAAAUUAAUAAAUAUUGCAUGCGGGCAAAAAAUUGUGAUUAAUCAUCAAAAAAACAAAAAAAUUGACAGCAUUGAUAUAAAUGUGUACCAGUAAUCACCUCGUAUUAUUACAUUGUUGCCUAUGCACUUGAUUAUUAGAUUUGUUCAUGUACAAAUUAAUGGAUACAUCAUAUGUAAAAGUGACAAGCAAAUAUUCAACUGUAUUUUUCUAACACACUGUAUUAUAAUGUAAUAUUUGGCAUGAUUUGAUAACAUUCAGAAGAUACACAUUUUUUCCUGUCAAAAUCAAAAUAAUUAUUGGAAUUUAGUUAAAAAAAAAAACAACAACAAAAAAACAAGUGUUUUAUUAACACACACUUUUCCCAGGCUUUUGCGGGCCACAUACAAUGAUGUGCCGGGCUAGAUCCGGGCCCCGGGCCUUGAGUUUGACACCUGUGUCCUAAAGGCUUCCACGUCCUAAAAUAAAGGUGCAUUGCUGUGUAUUUGUGUAUCUUCUUUGGUCUUAAGUUACUCACAUAAGCCAUAAUACAUAAUGUCGGAUAUAGAGAACAUACCAACCCUUUAUUCAUUGAAUCGAAAUACUGAUAUUCUACGACAUAGUGAAUUUGCAAACAGCUAAAAUAAUACACAAAGCAAAUUACGAACUGCUACCCAAGAAUAUACAACAAUUCUCAACAAAAGAGGAGAAAUAUAAUCUUAGACAAAAAUGUAAUUUAAAACACUUGUACACAUGUACAACACUUAAGACCUUUAGUAUAUCAGUAUGUGGAAUUAAAUGAUAGAAUGGAUUAAGCAAAGACAUCACACAAUGUACUAAUAUGAUCCAUUUCAAGAAACUCUUCAAACAUAAAGUGUUUACAAAGUACAAAGAAGAAAAACCGUGAUAAUCAUUCUGAAUUUAUUUCAUCCAUCCAUUCAUUUUCGAGAUACUAUUACUCAUCUCACCAUAUGAAAUAUAACUUACUUCACCAAUUGUUAUUUAUUUAUUUCUAUUGUGAUUACUUAUGGAAUAUAUUGUGAAUAAAUUGAGAACUGGAAGUGAAGAAAAGUUUUAGCAACUGCUAUGUA